This is a messenger RNA of Suillus fuscotomentosus, 1216 nucleotides long. RefSeq lists its product as uncharacterized. The transcript has 4 exons. The record is from RefSeq and is a predicted model, not a curated record. Lineage: Eukaryota; Fungi; Basidiomycota; Agaricomycetes; Boletales; Suillaceae. The coding region runs from base 98 to 865 and encodes 255 amino acids.
UGCCAGGCGCAAAAUUGACUAGUUGCUUCACAUCGCGACCGUCAUCCUUGGGACAUUCCCGCCCUUCAACGUAUUCAUCACAUACCAUACAGUAAACAUGGUCAGAGGACGCAAGAGAGAUUUGACCGCUGCCCCUACACGACAGCUUACACAGCAACGCGAUUACCGCGCGCGCAAAGCCCGAUAUCUUACCGAACUCGAACAACGAUGUCUAAAAGCCGAAGAUGAGAAUGUGCGAUUACGACGAGAGCUAGAACUAGCUCGAGCUGCCAUACCCUUUGGCUCGCCACAGGAAGUUGUACAAGUAUCAUCCGAGCUACUGCGCGACCUACUCAACGCCUCUGCAUCGAUCGCACGCUUCCAACAGAUCACUGCACCUCGUGCGCCGGUCCCUCUCGAUGUCAAUUCCUUCCAUCAUCGGCAACCAUCAAUAUCAUCAUAUUCACAACCACCCGCAGGUCCCAGCAACCUUCGUCAUUCCGAGUCAUCUUCCCCUCGUCAAGCAUCCUCACAGCCAAUAACAAUUCUGCCCUCGCAUGUUCUUGCUCUUCAAGAAUUCCGAGCUCACCCGUCACCUCCAAAUCGGAUACUGUCUCCUAUCGAUGAACGACGGAUGGAUCGAACUCCUGCGUCCUCGUCGACCAGUUCACAAGCCAGAGAAACGAGCCCAUCGCCAAGCCUUGGUUCUGAGGAGUGCUGCGGGGGGUAUAUUGAUUGCACUCAACUAAUAGAAGAAGAUGAGGGAGAAGAUGAAGAGGGAGAAGGAGAAGGAGAUGAAGAUGAAGAUUUUGGAAUUUAUCAUCUCACGCAUACAUCGAAACUUCGUUUCAGUCAAGGCGACUUUCGAAAAGAUGCUGAACGCUAAACCCUUGGAACAGCAGUCAGAAAUUUGUAUGGUGUAGUUGCUCUACGUCACUGCUGCAUUGAAUCUGUCCCUGCAAGUUACAAUAUUCAACAACCCUACAUUUCUACAUGCAGUGGCGGUUGUUUUCUAAUUAUAAUAAUAUCUCAUGGCCGGCUUUGCGGGCUUAUCCUUAUCAUGACAAUGUUGGCGUACGAGGUGGUUCCGCUGGAGGAUUUCUCCAAAGAGUUUGGGUCCACAACAGAAUUAUCGAGUGUAUCCAUAGGAGGACAGGUGGUGAAUGUUUCUGAUGAAUUCUUUGCUGAGGCAUAUCAACUGCUCCUAGUCGAGGUUAGAACUGCACUCCGUUACGAC